AUGGCCAUCACCCCAAAGCCUACCAUCGGGUUCGUUGGCCUUGGAGCCAUGGGCUUCGGCAUGGCAACCCAUCUCAUCAAGCGAGGCUUCUCUGUCAAGGGGUUCGAUGCCUGGGCCCCGACGUUGGAGCGGUUCAAGGAAGCUGGUGGUAUAGUGGCAUCAUGCUUGGAGGACUCGGCCAGAGGAUGCAUGUAUUAUGUAUGCAUGGUAGCUUCAGCACCGCAGGUUCAAUCUGCUUUAUUCGAUGACGCCAAACCCAUUCUCAACGCACUCCCGCAAGGAGCAGUACUUAUUCUAUGCUCAACCGUACCAGCCGCAUAUGCCCAGUCUGUACGUGACCAGUUAACGUCUCGCGGCAGGGAUGACAUUUCCUUCAUCGAUGCACCGGUCUCUGGUGGCGCCAUACGUGCUGCCAAUGGCACUCUAUCGAUUAUGGCUGGAGGGUCAGAUGCGGCGUUGGAAAGAGGUAAAUUCUUGCUUGCUGAAAUGUCAGAUGAAGCCAAGCUAUAUCUGGUCCCUGGUGGCGUCGGAGCCGGAAGCAAUAUGAAGAUGGUGCACCAGGUGCUGGCUGGCAUACACAUACUUGCUGCCAGUGAGGCGAUGGGGUUUGCAGCUCGAUUAGGGUUGAAUGCGGAGGAAGUUCGCGCUACAGUCAUCUCAUCCAAUGCAUGGAGUUGGAUGCAUGAGAAUCGUUCACCAAGAAUGUUGCAGGAAGAUUAUUUUCCUGGCGUCAGUGCCCUGACUAUUAUUCUCAAGGAUGUCAGCAUCAUCACCAACUCCGCUCGCCAGUAUCAAUUCCCAGUCCCACUCUCCUCUACCGCUGAGCAGGUUUAUGUCUCCGGCCUAUCUCAUGGCUACGGGGCCCACGACGACGCAGGCAUGGUCCGCAUGUACUACCCUGACCCUAUUGGCAAAGUAGUCACUCCCACCACCAUGACCCCCAUAUCCAAGGCCAAGGCCACAAAUCUCGUCGUCUCCCUCCUUCGAAACAUUCACCUCUGCGCGGCCGCUGAAGCAGUUGCUUUUGCACGUUACCUUAAAGUUGACAUGGAUCAAUUCUAUGAACUAGUCAAUGCGGCUGCAGGUGGUAGCUCGAUGUUCAAAUCCAAGGGUGCAGAGAUGAUAGGUGGUGUCAAGCAGGCCGGCGUACAGGUAGAUAGGUCUUUAAGCGAAGCUAUCAGCGAACUCUCAGCCGUCGUACAGGAGGCCAGGGAUUUGAAUUGUCCCAUGUAUCUAGGAGCUGCGGCUCUAGGGAUAUUGCACCAGGCAAAACAGAGCGGAUGGGGCAAGUGUUCGGAUGCGAGUGUCAUCAAGGUAUGGGAGAAGUAG
Molecule: messenger RNA, 1329 nt
Organism: Arthroderma uncinatum
Lineage: Eukaryota; Fungi; Ascomycota; Eurotiomycetes; Onygenales; Arthrodermataceae
Product: 3-hydroxyisobutyrate dehydrogenase
Exons: 3
Coding region: 1-1329 (442 amino acids)
Molecular function (GO): NADP binding; oxidoreductase activity; NAD binding
Source: RefSeq, a predicted model, not a curated record